AUGCCUGCUUCGAAGGGUGACGUGAUUCCUAACACUACUUUCUCCUACAUCCCGUGGUCGCCUGAACUCGAGUCCGGCAAGGCUUGCGGUGUUCCGACCACUUUCCAAUCGCAUGACCGCUGGAAGGGCAAGAAGGUGGUGAUUGUCUCCAUCCCGGGUGCUUUCACUCCUGUAUGCCAUGUGCACCACAUUCCAGGCUUCAUGGCGAAGCAAAAGGAACUCAAGAGCAAGGGCGUUGAUGAGAUCGUGGUCAUUGCUGCCAACGACGCCUUCGUGAUGAGCGCUUGGGGCGUGAACCAGGGCGGCAAGGAUGACCUUGUGUUCGCCUCGGAUGUGGAUGCCAAGUUCUCGCAGGGCCUGGGUGCUACGCUCGACCUGUCGGCCAAGGGUAUGGGUACCCGUACUGCCCGCUACGCUCUGAUUGUGGAUGACCUGAAGGUGGUCGAUCUUUCGAUUGACGAGGGUGAGCUUUCCCAAUCGUCGGCGGAGGCUGUGCUCAGCAAGCUGUAA
Malassezia pachydermatis is the source of this 510-nucleotide messenger RNA. RefSeq names its product peroxisomal membrane protein. The transcript has a single exon. Gene Ontology annotation, cellular component: peroxisome; mitochondrion; cytoplasm. Gene Ontology annotation, biological process: cell redox homeostasis; hydrogen peroxide catabolic process; cellular response to oxidative stress. The record is from RefSeq and is a predicted model, not a curated record. The coding region runs from base 1 to 510 and encodes 169 amino acids. Lineage: Eukaryota; Fungi; Basidiomycota; Malasseziomycetes; Malasseziales; Malasseziaceae. Gene Ontology annotation, molecular function: thioredoxin peroxidase activity.